This is a messenger RNA of Cephus cinctus (wheat stem sawfly), 1003 nucleotides long. Its product is annotated as trypsin-1-like. The coding region runs from base 131 to 925 and encodes 264 amino acids. The record is from RefSeq and is a predicted model, not a curated record. Gene Ontology annotation, biological process: proteolysis. NCBI's taxonomy places the organism in Eukaryota, Metazoa, Arthropoda, Insecta, Hymenoptera, Cephidae. The transcript is spliced from 7 exons. Gene Ontology annotation, molecular function: serine-type endopeptidase activity.
UGUCAUACGUCCGAGUCAUCCAAUCCACGUCCAAUUAGCACGAUAUUUAUGUACUGUUCAGAGAUAAGGCUUAUCGGUGGAAGAAUUUAGUUAUCGAUAACCGCUCAACGUUCUGCGACAGCCUAUUUCGAUGAAAACUAUAUGUCAGAGUGGAGUCGAAGAUAUUGGCUUCCGUAAGGUAGACGUGAUGCUAUUCGAAUUUCAUCUGUUAUUUCACAGCAUCUUAUACGCUCUAGCGAGGGGCGAGGCUGAAAAUGCUACUAUUGAGAAUUAUCCUUAUCACAUAUCAGUGGAAUUUUCUGGUAAACAUUUCUGCAGCGGUGCACUUAUUACCGAAUCAUGGGUUAUAACAGCAGCAUCAUGCGUUUCUGGGCGGACGAUUUCUGACAUAAACGUACGAAUUGGCACGUCGAUCUCGUCAUUUGGAGGCACGGAAUUGGCAAUUGGAAAAAUCAUUGUACACGAUAACUUCGACAAAUACACAUACGACGAUGAUAUAGCUCUUCUGAAGCUCGAAAAUCCUAUAGAGUUCAAUGAUAAGUUACAGCCUAUCAUUUUACCAGUUGAUUACACUGUGGAGGAUGGCAGCAGCCUUUUGGUAACUGGAUGGAGAAAGAAGGCUUACGGAGGCUCAGAAUCCCAACUGAAGGUGACAGCUGUGCCAGUUGUAAAUCUGAAUACGUGCAACUCGACGAUGCCUGGCUUUAAGCCCUUAUCGCGGAGAAUGCUCUGUGCGGGAUAUAUGACGUCAGGCGUGGAAACGUGUCAGGGAGAUUCUGGAGCACCCCUGGUAACGGCUGACGAUACCAUUGUGGGAAUUUUGUCUUUUGGCUUAGGAUGUUUAUACAAUACGUAUCCUGGUGUUUACACUAGGGUCGGUAGCUAUUUAAAUUGGAUAUCCAGCAAUGCUGGUAUAUUAAUUUAAUAUUUUUUUUUAUACAAUAAUUCAAUCAAUUUAGAAAAUUUAAUUAUGCAUAUAAAAAAAAUUCUUGAUUAAUGUUAA